AUGAUCCUCGGUCUGCAUUCGAAUAUAAUGUUUUCAUUUAAGGAGCAAGCCAAUAAAACCUGCCGAGCUUCUCAGUCACCCCAGCAAUUCCUCUACACGCUCUUUAUGCAAAACGUUUUAUACGAAGCGAAGCAAUACGCCUUGACUAAGUGGUCCUAUAUAGUGCGAGCUAAGUCGGAAUUUCUGGACUAUAUUUUCUUCAAAAAAGAUGCUAAGGAGAGUCAUGAGAAUUUGUUAGAUCUCAUGGAGACGGUUACCAAGGAUCUUAUGGUCACCGCGGAUCGCACAGUUUGGCGCUGCGAUCCAAAGGAUCACCAGCUAGGGGUAACCUACGAGAAGGUCACCCGCCUUCUGCAAGGAUACAUCGCUAAUGAGUUUGAUCUAAGCAAGGAACAAACAUGCGAACGCGAAUGCCCUGACUACAAAUUCUCGAAAGAUGAGGGUUACUCCGACAGUCCCUUUUCGUCCAGACACACCAGAUGCUCUGGUAACGUCUAUGACUGCCGUUUUGUGGAGUCCGAUAUGAAGGUGUGUGAGUCGGACUCCACCUCCGAUAGGCGAUACGAGUACAUCCAGUUCGAAAGCGGACUUGUCUACGGCCAGAAGGGCACUUCCCGCGCUGUUACCAAUGUGGAAAGCUGGCAUCGCUGGAUUUUCUACAGAUGCAGCUACUGCCUGUGCUUGUGCGAUGAUAUAAGCCCCAACUCAGAUCGGUUCUUCAGCCUGAGACCUGUGGUAGCUGACGUUGAGCGCAACAGAGUCGUUACGGGGGUGCGAUUCGUAAAGCGCAAUCGAGUUUUCCACCUGCAAAUCCAGGAGGGUGACCUCUUGCCACAAGGAGUAAUUAACCAGACCGAGUGGAAGCCCGUAGACUCAUUUGAUGUUUCCAGCAAGGAUGUGAAAAAGGACGUUGACUUUCACAUGCUAACCUAUGAAAAGCGUUCCAUCGAUCUGGACGAGGUGAAAGUAAAAAACAAAAGCGUGGUUACCGGUCUGCGUUUCCGAGUGGAUGGCACCCAUCUUAAUUUGGAGGUCCAAUUUACUGAAUUUGACUUUGAGAGCGGCCAGUUAAUUGAGCCGACGAAGAAAAGCUUCUGGAAGUCUGGAGGCAGCGAUCAACCAAGGAAUAAAUUGCUCUUAAAGAAUCCAAACGUGUCCACACAAUCCAACUCUUCGGUUCCUCUUUCAAGCGACAACCAGUACAUUGAUUUUACCAAUACCGGAUUCAAAGAGGAUGCUGCUCAGAGCACAGUGCCCUUUAUCGAUAUCCAGGACGUAACUUCGGACCCACCGGUACCUCUCUCGGGGAUCGGUAUAUACUAUAAGGGCCUCGAUGGAUAUGGCGGCUUCCUUGGACCCAAACUCAUCACCUACGACUUCUCGCCCUACGUCAAGAUGCCCACAUGGGCGAUUCAGGGCUCAGCUUCGCAGUCGCCACAGCAAUUCCUUUAUACGUUCUAUAUGCAAAGCCUCCUGUACGAAGCGAAGGAAUACGCCUUGAUUAAGUGGUCCUAUAUGUGGCUAACUAAGUCGAACAGGCGGAAUUACACCUUCUUUGAGGAAGAGGCUAAGACAGACCAUGAACAAAGGUUGGAUCGCAUACAGACGGUGAUGAAGGAUCUUAUAGUCACGGCGGAUCGCACAGUUUGGAGCUGCGAUCCAAAGGAGCACCGGUUGCACGUCACCUACGAAAUGGUCACCCGCUUCCUGCAAGGAUUCGUCGCUAAUGAGGUGAAUCUGAGCACAAAAGGCACAUGUUUCAAUGAAUGCGCGGACUACAAAUCUACUAAAUUUGAGGGUCGCUCGGAAAUAUUUUCCUAUGCCAGGAAUACCGGGUGUGUUGGAAAUGUUCACGACUGCCGCUUUGUGGAGUCCGAUAUGAAGGUGUGUGAGUCGGACUAUACCUCCGAUAGGCGAUUCGAGUACAUCCAGUUCGAAAGCGGACUUGUCUACGGCCAGACGGGCAGUUUCCACGCUGUUACCGAUGUGGAAAGCUGGCAUCGCUGGAUUUUUUGGAGAUGCAGCUACUGCCUGUGCUUGUGCGAUGAUAUAAGCGACAACUCAGAUCGGUUCUUUAGCCUAAGAACUGUGGUAGCCGAUGUGCAGAGCAACAGAGUUGUGACGGGCCUUCGAUUUGUAAAGCACAAUCGCGUUUUGCAUCUGCAAAUCCAGGAGGGCGAACUCUUGCCACAAGGAAUCAUCGAUGCAAGUGUAAAAUGGAAACCAGUGGACAAGUUCGAAGUCUCUGACGAAAAUGUGAAAAAGGACGUCGACUUUCACAUGCUGAGCUUUGAAAAGCGUUUUAUUGAUCUGGACGAGGUGAAAGUGGAAAACCAAUACGUGGUUACAGGGCUGCGAUUCCGAGUAGUUGGAACCCACCUAAACUUGGAAGCCCAAUUCAGUAAGUUUAACUUUGAGAGCGGCCAGUUAAUUGAACCGACGAAGAACAGCUUCUGGAAGUCUGGAGGCAGUGAUCAGCCAAGGAAACAAUUGCACUUAAAGAAUCCCAACGUGUCCACACGAUCCAACUCUUCGGUACCUCUUUCAAGCGACAACCAGUACAUUGAAUUUACCAAUACGGGAUUCAAAGAGGAUGCUGCCCAGAGCACAGUGCCUUUCAUCGAUAUCCAGGACGUAACCUCGGACCCACCGGUACCGCUCUCGGGGAUCGGUAUAUAUUAUAAGGGUCUCGAUGGCAAUGGCGGCUUCCUGGCUCCCAAACUCAUCACCUACGACUUUUCGCCCAAUGUCAAGUUGCCUACAUGGGCGAUUCAGAAUUCGCCUGAUACUAAAUCGUCAUUAUAA
Messenger RNA from Drosophila takahashii, 2805 nucleotides. The record is from RefSeq and is a predicted model, not a curated record. NCBI's taxonomy places the organism in Eukaryota, Metazoa, Arthropoda, Insecta, Diptera, Drosophilidae.